AUGGCGGUGGAGGUCUUUACCAGGAGGGGGAGUCUUCAUCAGGAGGCUGGUGACCAAAGGCAUGCGAUGUCCCAUCCAGGCGUUGCUGUGCGCCCUGCAGGUUGCACUCAGGCUGACCAGGUGCUUGUGCAUUCAACUUGGUCGGGCAGUGCUCUCGCUCAGUCUGGUGAUCCAGGGGUUUCGGCCCUUUGGGCCAGCUUGCUGCAAGGGUUGGAGCAUAUGUGUCAUGUGCAAGUGCUUCAAGCUGUGGAGGCCCUAGAGGCGGGCCAAUAUAUUCUUGAAGAUACCUUUCCCUGGUUUGCUGCUGAGCUUGCUGUUGAAGCCGGUGAUGAUGUUCCUUGGCACGUUGCAGCCUCGGCUAUCAGGGAUGUCAUCGCAAAUCUUAACUCCAAUGCCGAAGGAAAGAAUUUGCUGUUAGUCAGCUCCAAUGUCACCACGUGGCGCAAGUCCUUAGCAACCUUUCUUGCGGGGAUCAGUCCAGACCUCUGGCUGGUGCAGGAAACACACAUUAAGGAGGAGCAAGGGGAUUUGCUGGCCACUCAUGUUGGGGCCUUUGGCUAUCAGGCCUUCAGCUUGCCAGGACACCCCACUGGGGGAGGUGGCAACUCAGGAGGCCUUGCGAUUGUGUUUAAGAAGCACCUUGAUGUCCGUAAAAGCCACCACUUUCUUCACCAAGGUGUUGGUUUUCAGUCUGUGGUUCUGCGCAUCCGGGGUGUUGAUAUCUUCCUCGUCAAUGUGUCGCUGCAAGGUGAAUUCCUUGUUGCAGGCGAUUUCAAUGAAGACAUCAGUGUUCUGGUGACCACCAGUUUGGCGCAGGUUGCUCUGGCCCUCCGCCUGAUCUGGAGUCUGCCUGUCGAGGCUGCCUGCCCAAAUUUCGCCGUGACAAACUCUUGUAUCGGAGCAACAAUUUCGUCACCAUUCCAAAUUGUGGAUGCAGAAGCAGAGCGCAAGCUACGAUCAAAGUUCCCACGGCUGGACGAGCCUACGAGCGACUUGGGGCGCUUGUAUGAGCGGGCAUUGAGUGAGGCAAGUGUGCAGCUUGCGGGUCAGGCUACCUUGAAGUUACCCUGGGAGAAGGGCAUUUAUGCCGAGAUUUUCAGUGGUAGCGAGCUACCUAGGAUGCCUACCUUACCUGUGCCUGCUACACUUCCAGUCGUAGAUGUUGCAAGACCUGGGACCCAGCACAGCGAAGCCUUGAAGCAGACAUCAGAUCCUCUGCCAAAAUUCGAGAGUGCAGUCUACAAGCACUGUCUGCAUAAAUCAACUAUUGCUGCUGGCGGGAGACCCGGGACAGAUCGAGAUGCCGUCUACAGGCGCUGGCUUUGUAUCUUGGGCCACAAUCUUGCUGGCUCUAAGAUUGGAGAGUACAUUGCUGAUGGUGCCGAAGACCCUCUUGUUUUGAUUGCGGACACCUUUGGAGGGAAAAGUACGAGCACCUUGCUUAAGAGAGCCAGGUUUGUCGCCCGGAUGCUUACGUGGGCGUCUGAGCAUAGUCAGACGUUUUUUCCGCUGCGGCUUGGACCAUUGCUUUCAUUCAUGCGCAGUUUGGCAUCAGAGAGUGCCAAGGCCCAGUGUGGAGAGACAAUCAAUUUCCUUGUGCAUGUCCUUGGUGUGCAUGCCGAUCUGGAUAUUUUGAAGCAUCCUGUAAUCCAAGGGCUUCUACGGGGGUCUCGGUCAACAGGGAAAGAGAUCAAGCAGUCCAGGGUACUCACUGUCCGGGAAGUUAUGGCGCUCGAAGAUAUGCUCAGUGAUGCAUCCCUUGAUCCUGUUGAUCGAUAUGGUGCAGGAGUUUUUCUCUUCCAGAUUUACAGCCGGGCACGAGUGUCCGACAUCAGGAACAUCCAUCGCUUUGAGCUCGACCUGAGUGGAGAUGACGGAUACCUUGAGGCGAAAACGAUGGACCACAAGAAUGCGACCAGAGGACGUGGGCUGGGGCAGAGCUUGAUUCUCGUUGCUCCGGUUCAGGGCCUGCGGGAUAAGGCGUGGGGUAUCCAGUUCAUCGAGGUUGCAAAGAUGGUUGGGUUCAACCUUCGACAGGGGGCUAACAUCCCAUGGAUUAAAGGCAACAACCCUUUCCUGGAUGACGAAGGCGAGAGCAGUCAUGAAUCAAAGGCUGAGGUUACAGAUCCUCUCAUUCUCGCUGCUGAACAGUUCCGGUUUGGCGAUCCUGAUGAAAUCAUUGACACUGGAGGCGAUGUCGGCAGUGAACACGAGCCCUUGCUCGAGGAAGGAAAGCCGGCUGACAAUUGUGAUGCUGAGCCUGAGCAGGAUGCUGAGGAUUCCGACUCGAGUACCUCUAGUUCUUCAGGUUCCUCUGAUGACCAUGCCGAAGCUUAUGAGAGUUUCGCCAGUGAUGCUGCCCUUGAUUGUGCUGUGCCCCACUUAAACAAAGAGGUGGACUUGGACCUAGUGGUCUUCAUUGAGGAUGGCGAGGGCUAUGGGUUGGGCGAGGGCUUCGGGCCUGCACAGCACAUUGUGCUUGCGCUCGCAGUUUACUAUCGUCUACUUUGUGAUGGGCUGGGCGAGGGCUUCGGGCCUGCACUGCACUUUGACGAGUGCAACCACAUGACAGGAAUCCUUGACUGGCGUGAGUACCGAAUUGAGCCCAAAAGGUGUGUGGAACGUGGUGAUGACACGUUGGCCGUGUUCUUGGAAAGAUGUGAGACGGCCGGAUUGCCAACGCCGAUUCGGGACAUCUUGGUUGGCAAGAAUCUCAGUACCUUGGCAGGUCUUGCAUUCGCAGCGGGGCAGCCGGGGGAAACACCGAGUGAUGCAGCGCUUACCGGCCUGGCGAGAUCCGGCACGGAGGAAGUUCCAAUAGCGACCCUAGCCUCCUUGAGGCGGUUGGUGUUUGAAGCGCAGCUCCUCAUGACCGCGCAAGUGAAGAUGCUGAUCGAGCAUCGUGCCGAUGACCAAAAGGCGGAAUUAGCACCCGCAGAAAGAUCGGAGCGAAUCCAGAAGCAGAGCGAGCGCCUGGCCGGUGUUGCACUCCGCAACGAGUCAGAGUGCUCCUAUGGGUCAUAUGAUUUGGUCAUGAAGAUGGUCCAGGAGAACUGUGUCUCCUACUUGUCUCCAGCUAGGUUUCCGUCUCGGCAGGCCGAACUUCGUCUGGAGAAACCUCGAAAGGAGCUUGAUGUGGUCAACUCAAAAAUCACUUUGAAGGACCAGGCAGUCGAUCUUCAAUGCCAGCUUCACACGCCGCUGUGCCUGCAUCAUGCUCUUCAUCGACGGGCACUUGCAAUGGAUCUCGUUGGGGUAGCCAGCUACAGUGUGAGCAUGGAAUUUCACGAGUACUUGAUGUCACACCUUACCAUGGAGCCACCGCCUGGCUAUCAUCAAGUCACACUGCAUCAGGUUCUAGCAGCUGACCGAGCCGCUUGGUUGCGACUCGCGGAGAAACUUCCUAAAGGGCUUCGUGCUGGUCCCGAUGGGAAACUCCCGCUGGAUAUCGAGCUCCCGAAAUUGCAGGGCGACCCGAAAGUGGCUUUUCAUCUCUUACCUCUGGGACCUUCUGCUUCAUCAUCCGGGAAGCGUUCGAUGGAUGGCGACCAGGGCCAGAACAACGAUUCGAAGAUCCAAAGGCUGGGGCUUAAUGAUAGUAUUGGUGUUGACAAGAAUGUCGGCCGAUGCUUGAUCGCACCGGUGUUGCGUCUCGACCUUGGUGACGAGCAGGCGCGCGAGCUUGUCGUGCAAAUGCUAGAAAAUCCCAAUUGUGGCAGCAGCUUCACAGCCAACACGCAAGAAGGCCUGAUCGAGUGCAAGUGUGUUCUGAAGCCACUCAUCCCGCAGAGGGGGGAUGGAGGUCAGCACGAAUUUUCCUUCACGGUCCUUGCAAGGUUCAUGCGCCAGCAGUGCCCAGACGCUGUUUUCACGAGCCUGGCUUUGAUGAGGGAUGUGCAAACAACAUUACACAUCGACACGAACAAUUCAUUACCCUACCUGAACACUGUGGCGAAGGUCACCAAUUUCGAGGAAGGGGGUUUGUGGGUUCACAACGAUCACGGCGACAUGCCUUGCCCUGAUGCAAAUUUUGGGCAGCUGAUGGGAACGAAGGUCGACUUCGAAAACGGAGUUAUCAGGUUCGAUUCGCAUCUUAAGCAUUGCACACUCCCGUGGGUCAAGGGGCCCCGUGUGGUUCUUAUACGGUUUGUCGUGAAGGGUCCCGAGUUGAUGCCAUCGGACUUAGUGAGUAACCUUGUCGCUUGUGAGUUCAACAUGCCGGAUGAACCCCUUGUGCAGCCUCUCCCCAACGAGGAACACUCCUCACCGGUCAAAAAGAACUUCGGCGACCCUCACCACGGCGACGCUGAGAAGAUCAGCACAGGUUGGCUUUUCGGACCUGUGGCAGAGAAGGAUCGCAUCUACCUUAGGUGGAGGCAGUGGUUUGAGCUUUGGUCCGCGCCGGGUGGGGUCGACCCGGCGCUCCUCAGUGAUCUCAGGCAACGUGCCCGAAUGCAGGCCAAGGAGCUUGGGCCAAUUCCCCUAGAUCAGGCGGUUGCGGCGUUCAAGCGAGCCACUUGGCCUGCCCAGAUGGUGUUUGCACUUAUUGCCCUCCUCCCAAAAAGCGAGAAGCGGGAGAGACCAAUUGCUCUAUUGCACGUGCUUUACCGCACUUGGGUGCGCAUGAGGUGGAAAUUGGUCUCUGAUUGGCAAUUCCAGUACUGUAAAGCCGCGGUCUGGGAUAAGGCAAUGCCUGGAAGUCAAGUGCUGGACGUCGCUUUGGGACGCUUACUUAGAGGCGAGGCUGCUAGACAGUCCGGUCAGCACUUAGUUACAAUUUUCAUUGACAUGGAGACUUUCUAUGAUAGAUGCCGUUUUAACGAUGUCAUUUCUUCUGGCCUUUCUUUGGGGUACCCUCCCCUGGUAUUGCACCAGGCCCUUCUUACGUACAUGGGCCCGCGUUUUCUUCAAUCUGAAGGGUCUUUGUGCCCGGCCAUUAUUCCCACGAAGGGGGUCCUGGCUGGGUGCCCGGCCGCCCCUUCUAUCAGCAAACUUGUUGUGCACCCCAUUGCAGUUGCGGCCACUUCCAAGCGUGCGACAUCCAAUUUGGACGUAUGGAUAGAUGAUCUGUCCCUUGACUGUGUCGGUGCCUCGGCCAAGCAGAUUGCCUCAGACGCUGUGCUGCUGUUUCGAAGCCUGCGUACCAGCAUCGAGGCAAAUGGUGCCAAGUUGUCCUUGGAUAAGACUUCAUUUGUUGCAUCGUCCUCUAAAGCGGCUAAAUGCUUGCAGGCUGUUAGAGUUGACACAGACCCUGAAGUCCGCACCUUUGCCAGGGACUUAGGUGUCACAUCGGGGGGUGCACGCCGCAGGGUUUUGGGUUUAGCUGAGAUGAGGCGAGCUAAGGCCAGUGGCAGGGCGUCUAAACUGCGCAAGUUGGGCCUUGCCAACUUUUCACAUAAGGUGCGCAUUACCCGGGCCUCCAUAUGCUCUGCAGGUCUUUGGGGGCAUCAGGCUGCAGGUGUCAGUCCAAAGCGGCGCAAGUGGUACAGGACUCUUUGUGCAAAGGCCAUCGGCCGCCAAAAGUUAGGCUCGCUUGAUGUCUCUUUCCUUUUGUUGCGUCACAAGUGUGAGGACCCGCACCUCACAAUUUUGAAGCAGCAUUUUCGAGCGGUUGCCAGGGUUUUCCGUCGUUGGCAUAUCUCGGACCCGGAGAAAUUCAGAUCGACUUGGGCCAACAUCUGGGCUUGGCUUUCAGAGUCGCCCCAACCUUGGAAGCGCGUCAAUGGGCCCUUGGCGGCCACUUUGGCAUACUUGAUGGAUUUAGGUGUGCAAGCGCCCCAGUCCCACCGUUGGACGUGCGGCGAGUGUCUCCUUAUCAUUGAUUGGGCCAGUCUUGACGCCACCCGACGGGUGUGGCAUUGGCUUUUGCCUAAGUGGGAGGCCGCUAGGUUGCUUCGUGUGUCUCAGCUGGAAGCCUGUGAAUCCUUAGACUCUGGAGUCGACUUGAAGGUCCCUCACCGCUUGCUUAAGCGCAAAUUCUUCAAUAAGAGUAUGGCGACUAGUUUGCAAGCCCUUUGGCAAGGAGCACUUUUAGGUCAGAAUAAGCCCGGGUACUGCAAACUGUGUGCCUGUCCUCUCAGCUUACAGCAUGUUCUGUGGGACUGCCCUUUUCUUGUUUCCAAGUAUCCUGAACCACCGCAUUUCCCGGCCUCCCGCCGCAGUUUCCCUUGGCCAUGUCUUUGGUUGCGCGGUUUGUUGCCACAGCGUGCCACGUCACUGGGAGGUACGGAUAAGCAGAGGGGUUUGGUUUGCGAGGGUUUGUGGAGCAGCCGACGGGUCCUUAAUAGUGAUAAUCUUGUUUUUGCUUCAGAUGCGUCGGGUGGACCAGGUGCCCGUGACCACCGCGCGGCAUGUGUUGCUUGGGCCAUUGCGGCGUAUGAGCUUUCACCGGACGGGCCGAAGCGUGUUGCUAGCAUCACGUGUUUUCCUGAAGAGCCCCUGUCGGUGGCCAGUGCGGAGCAACAGGCUGCCUUUGAGCUCUUUGGUCGUGUCUCCGGUGCUUUCGACUUGACGGUGGACUGUCAGGCCAUCACACACAUUCUACGGAAAAGCAUGCCGCCCCUUGAAGGCCCGGUCCCUUGGGGUGAAAUUUGGGGUGACAGGUCAAGGGCUAAUAUCACUUGGGUGCCCAGUCAUAAAGACUCUUCCUAUUAUGCCGAUAAAGGCAUCCCUGAAUGGCGGCGUUUGCUGAACGAGGAUGUUGAUUCUUUAUGUGGCAAAAGGGCUGCGCAAGUGUUCCAAUCAGCGACUAAGCCGAAUCUUCCUGUUCUGGAUGGGCUCUGUGAAGAAAUUUGCCUGCACCUGGCUAAGAAAAUUGGCUUUGUCCUCAAGCACAAAAAAGAUAAGGGUUUCCCUUGGGUUUUUGAUAGGUGCCUCAACUCCCAGCCUUCGCCCCAGGAUGCUAAGCCCUCGAUCGUUUCCCAGGGCAAGUUUGAUAAGCCCAAAGGCGGGUCCAAGCCCAGCAGUCAGCCCAAACCCAACAAAAAACAACGCCUUAAGGAGGCUCUCGCCAACCCGGACCCUGGGCUGGGUCAUGUUUGGAAGGAUUGUGAGGCCAAAGCCAGCAACAAUUUUGCGAUCCAGUGCACCGUUUGCCAGCUUUAUGUGGAGCAGUGUAACCCUCCCGAGGUUUUUGAUCGCAAAAUGUCCAAUCCUUGUCGCGACAGAGCUGCCCCGGUUCCCGCCUGCUGGGGCAUACAUGGCAGUCAUGACAUGGUUAAUAAGGGUUCUUUCUUUAUGUGCUCCAAGUGUCUUGCCAUGGUUAAACUUGGUGCCACCUCGUCGUCGUCGGUCUUGAAGUCCACUUGCAAAGGGCUCGGGCGUAAACUUAACGCCCAAACGAGAGUGCGUUCCAUGGCCCAGGUUGAAGCUGAUACGAGCCGGUCCAUUGAGGAAUCCUUUGAGGCCAAAGAGUCAAUCCCUGCGGAGGUUGUGCAGCAAGGCGGUGGCAGUUCUGUUUCCCCUUGCUCUGCCCAACCUAAGCCCAAACCUAAGUGCAAGCCCAAAGCCAAGUCUAAGGACACAUCCAAACAGACCCGUUUGUCGUUUCGGUGA
This is a messenger RNA of Symbiodinium sp. CCMP2592, 7554 nucleotides long. The record is from the annotation of a GenBank genome assembly. NCBI's taxonomy places the organism in Eukaryota, Dinophyceae, Suessiales, Symbiodiniaceae.